Molecule: messenger RNA, 312 nt
Organism: Fraxinus pennsylvanica
Lineage: Eukaryota; Viridiplantae; Streptophyta; Magnoliopsida; Lamiales; Oleaceae
Source: the annotation of a GenBank genome assembly
AUGGAUCCACAACGAAGUAUCCACAUGCAUCUAACAUUUUUCCCAUCAGAUAAUCUACAAAUUUUUAUUAUCGACGCAGGUUUUAUCUUGGGUGAGUUUGUAAAUGAGAAGGGAAAUGUCGAUUGCAUGGAUAGACUUAGCAGCGAUGAAAAGGUUAUCGUGGUUGUGAGCGAUGAGGCGGAGGAAGAUAAGAGUGGUCAACACGACGACCACUUAGGCGGCUGCCGCUUAACCCAAGUCGUCAUCGUCUUGAUCGGCUUCUUCGGGGUGCUCCGCAUUCCUCUCCCUCAAAAAAGAACUCCGACUCGUUAG